Molecule: messenger RNA, 2897 nt
Organism: Hydractinia symbiolongicarpus
Lineage: Eukaryota; Metazoa; Cnidaria; Hydrozoa; Anthoathecata; Hydractiniidae
Product: protein BTG1-like
Exons: 1
Coding region: 204-683 (159 amino acids)
Biological process (GO): negative regulation of mitotic cell cycle; negative regulation of cell population proliferation
Cellular component (GO): cytoplasm; nucleus
Source: RefSeq, a predicted model, not a curated record
AUACUGCUUUGUGUCUUCACUUCUUCUUGACAUCGUUCAUGACUCCAGUCUUGUCUCUUUCGUUGUACGCUUAUUAGCUUGAUCUUAUUAUAUACUUUAGAAGAAAGAACAGAAGAUAACGUGUCAUUUCAUACUAACUUUACGAUCACAAGUAAUUGUAGUAUUUUGCCCAGAACACUGUGUCAAAAAGGCAUCCCUACAAAAUGAGACUUGAAAUAAAAUCAGCUGUAGAGUUUUUCACUCAUAUCUUAUCCAUUCAAGGAUCUAUCCCACCUCACAAGUUGGAAAAGUUUUCACAGUGUUUAGAAGCGUUGUUAUAUACAAAGUUUGAGCAACAUUGGCAUCCACAGAAACCAAUGCUUGGUUCUGCCUUUCGUUGUAUUAGGAUAACACAAAAACACAUGGAUACAGAUAUAGAUAAAGCAGCUUCUAUGAGUGAUGUUACAUUUGCUGUAUUAGUAAAUGCCCUUCCCAGAGAAUUUACAAUGUGGAUAGACCCUGAAGAUGUUUCAUAUCGUAUUGGUGAGGAAGGUUCGAUUUGUAGUAUCUUUAACAAAGAUGGCAAUAACACUGGAAGUCAGACUGAUAGCGGAAUUUUAAAUCAAAGUUGUCAUUCAGAAGUGUCCAGAGCAACACUUAUUUCUUCACCAAAUGAAUCGACAUAUACACAAUGUUGGAGUUGAAAAGAUCAGACAGUCAACUGUAUCAUAUAUGUUUAUUACUGAAUUUUUCUCAGAAUAAUUGUAAAAAUAUGUCUGAUCUUUAUGAAGACAAUCCAAUUUCUUAUGUUAGAUUAUGCUUUUAAUACCAGUUAAAACUGCAACGUCCGUAUUAAUAGCCUAAAAUUUGGUUGAUUUAGAACUCCCACAAUUUUUCUUGAAAAUUAAGUCACAAAAAGUCAUUAUGUGCACAUAUUGUUUUCUCUGGUAUUGGCAGGUAACCGAAUUUUAUAUUUUAAGAUGUGCAUACAGUGUGUAGAUAUUAUUAUAUUGUUAUUAUAAUUAUUCUUAAAAUAUGUAUAAACUUUCUUAGUUUGAAAUAAGGUGUUUACCUCAAAACAAAAUUAACAUGUUGGAGGUCAAUUCCUUUUUGCUUAGUGAAACUUUUCACCUCUGUUGAAGAUUUUCUUAUUAGUGUAGCUCUCUUUGCUGCAAAAGGCAAACUGUAUAAACAGUCUUUUUAUAGGUUACGUAAAUUUUUAUGUUAUUUCAAUCAUAUUUAUGAAAAUAUUCACCUGAAACUUUAACUCUAAACUAAUGUGUAAGAAGGUUUUGUGCAUACAGAUACUUAACCUUUUAUCAGUUAAAGAAUAGUUAUACUCAACAAAACAUCUUAAGACUUGUGACCCUAGUGGUAGUUUAAAAAGUAUGAAAACACAAUCGGGGAGCUAUUUGACAUAUUGUGGUGGAAUUUUAUCAUUUUUAUUCUCUUUUAUUCUAUUUUUCCAUGUAAUGUUAAAAGUGAAUGUGUUCAGCUUGUCAAUUCUUUACAGUAUAUAUAGCGUUUUUGCUUGCGAUCUUUCAUAAACUUUAUUUUUUGUCCUUGUCAGCCAUACUGGUUAUGGUGACAGCUUAUAAAUAUUAUACUGAAUUUUUUUGAAUGCUUUUCGUAGAUUAUAUUCCUUUUCUUUUCCUUGUUUGUUGUGCCAGUGUGAUUUAUCACCUGCAUACAAUUUCUUUUCAAAGUUUGUCUGGACUGAGCCAUCAGUGAUUAUGAUUUAACUGUCUUUAACAUUAGAUUUUUUUAUUUCAAAGCUAAGACUACAGUACACAUCCACUAAUUCAGAUAUAAAAGGGAUUAGAAAAUAUGUUUGAAUAAGAUCUAGCUGCAGUAAACAGAAGAGUUUCAUUAAGGAAAUUGUACAAAAUAGCAACUGUUCAAAUUAACAGCAUUCAAAUUAGCAGAUAUGUAUUAUAUAAAAAAUCCCUCAAAAUUUAAAUUUUUGUUUCGUCAUUCUUGAAAAAAAUAUCCAGGAAUAUAAUCUACAACUAUACUUUUUAAUGUUAAAUCAUCCUUAUGGAGCUAUUGUUAAUUUGUUGUAUGAAUAAUUUGUUUUUGUGUAUAAUAUAUGAUUGGUUUUAGGAUAAGUUUCCUCUUCAUAUUAUAUAUUUUAUUUAUUCCCUGAUUCAAUUUCAACAUGAUUUCAACAUUAUGGGUCUUUUUAAAAAUUUUGCAACAUAAGAGCCUAAAGCUCUUAGAAAUAAUAAAGUACUAGUUAUGAUGCAUUUUUAUGAUACAUUGUUAACUAAUUGGGUUUAGGCCAUUUAAGUUAUUUCCUUCCUACGUUUGAAUGUUUGGCAAUACCAUAUUUUGUUCGUUUUUUUAAAUUCACCUUGAUUUGGGGAUUUCAAAGUUUGUGCUUGGGAUUUCUGAAAUAUAGUAAAAAAUCUUUACACCUCCAAAAAACUUAAAUAAUUUCUCAGACAUCCUGUAAAAGAGGAAUAUUUAGUAAAAUGUAAAUCGAAAAUUUUUUAAAACCUAGCUAUCAAAACCAUCUGUUAGUUUGGCUUUAUAAAUAACUUGUUUAUAAAAGAUGGUCGACAGUUCUUUUUUCAAUGAGAAAAAAGUAUAAAAGAAAAGAAACUAGACUAAUUCUUUUUUCUGAAUUUAUUAUUACGAAGUUAAAGUCAAUUGUUCUUUGUUUUCAUUCAUCAUCGUCGUUGGAGAGGUUGUAGUUAAGCGACCUUCUAACAAUGCAUCCAGCCAAUUAUAUACCUUAAAAAGAAAUGAAAUUACAGUCAUUAAUAAAUUGUAAUCUAUUGAAUGUAUUCCUGCAUACGUCUGUUGUAAUUGCAUUACGAAUGCUCUUAUAAGGUAACACCCAUUUCUGUGCACGGUAGUUUUAAUUUCUCAGUAUUGUAGUAGGAACUAGUGACAUUUUGAGGACAUAAAAUUUC